UCGAGGAGAUCAAGUUAGAUAUUUCGGCUACCUCCUCACGGUAUCAUCUACUGUUCGCUACCAAAAACUACUAAACAUGCAGAAAUUCGUGUUAUUCGCUGCUUUCGUGGCAUGCGCCGCCGCCGCCCCAGGAGUUCUCCUUCAACAGACCCCAGUUGUUGCAGUCCACAGCCCAGUGGUUCACACCGUCCCAGUUGUGGGUUCCAAAACCACCAUCACCAAGAGCAGCCAGGUUGUCAGCCACGGAUCUCCAGUGGUGCACGCCGUCCACACACCUGUGGUCGCUACCUAUCCCGUGGUCAAAUCCGUUGUCACACCAGUGGUUCACGCACCAGUAGUACACGCCCCAGUGGUUCACGCACCAUUGGUUCACGCCCCAGUCGUACACGCUGUUGCCCCCGUUGUAGUCAAGACCGCCCCAUCAGCUGUUGCCCACAGCAGCUCAGUUGUACACCACUCUCCCAUCAAGGCUCUCCCCGUUAUUGCUAUCCACUAAUUUUUAUGACUAGGCUUUAAUAAACGAUUUACCUCCGA
Messenger RNA from Pieris rapae (cabbage white), 534 nucleotides. RefSeq names its product pupal cuticle protein G1A-like. The record is from RefSeq and is a predicted model, not a curated record. NCBI's taxonomy places the organism in Eukaryota, Metazoa, Arthropoda, Insecta, Lepidoptera, Pieridae. The transcript is spliced from 2 exons. Bases 77 to 496 code for a protein of 139 amino acids.